UGGCGGAGAGCGGCGGAGAAGGCGUGGCUGGCUGCUGUGUGGGAAGCGGAUAGAUUGAGAGGCCGGAGGCUGCUGUCAGUGUCCAGGCCCCUGCUCACCGUAUCCCCGCUCCACCUCACCGCCAACCUUCGGCAUGGGUGACAAAGAGUUCAUGUGGGCCCUGAAAAAUGGAGACAUGGACGCCGUGAAAGAGAUUGUGACUGCGGGCGUGGAUGUGAAUCGAAUGCUCGAAGGCGGUCGCAAGCCUUUGCACUACGCAGCCGACUGCGGACAAGACGAGAUUGUGGAGUUUCUCCUGUCUAAAGGCGCUGAUAUCAACGCUCCGGAUAAGCAUGGAAUCACACCGCUGCUGUCUGCCUGCUACGAGGGGCACCUCAAAUGCGUCAAGCUGCUGCUGUCUAAGGGAGCAGACAAGACUGUGAAAGGGCCGGAUGGACUCAAUGCCUUGGAAUCCACAGACAACCAGGCUAUUAAAGAUUUGCUCCAUUGAUGGACUGCGGCUCGCCAGCCCCGUUUGCCUCUCUCUCGUGUGGCCUCUCGCUGCUGCGUGUCUUUCUUUCUUCUCUUUCUUCUCUCUCUCUCUAUCUGCCAAUUCCUUCACCUCCCCAUCUCUUAACUCGGCGGUCUGCGAAAAGGAGCGACCUCACUUAGAUUAAACAAGCGAAUGUAGACUGACUUUUGGAUCUUACUGUGUCUGCUCCAUCAUCAUCCGCAUUGUAAAACAAUUAAAAGUAGCUGGAUUAAUGAUUGUAAUUGAAGAUCUAUUUAAUAAGCCUGUUUUACGAUGUAUAGAAAUAAAAACUGUAGUUUACGGGGUAAUUUUUAUCCUUUUUGUUUAAGAUCUGCAAGCUUUCCCUUUAGAUAUGUUUGUUUUAAUACCCCGUAACGUGUUUAACCCCUUCAUGACAAAGCCCGUACAUGUAAGGGCUCACAAUGCAUUGUUUUUAAUGGGUUGAAGGACAGCCCAUUGUCCUUAAGGGGUUAAAAAGUAACAACGGCUUAAAUACCAAUGUAUCGUAUAUGAAAGUGCAUUUAAUAACAUUAACAGGUGCUUUUGUAAAGGCUUGUACAUCAUGGUGUUGACAAUUACAGCGCUAGGUGUUUGCUCACUUUACUUCCUCUGGCACAGGAAGUGACCUCAGAAGUUGGCGCGACAGGCAUUUGCUUCCCCCUGCUCCCUAAAAAAGGGGCAAAAACGCAGCGCUGUAAUUUCAAACAUGUCUAAGUGAAUGUAACCUUUUUGUUUUGUUAUUCUUAAUAUCUGGUUCUUGGGCAGCCUCCGGCCAUUGGAGUCACUGCUUCACCGGAAAUGCUCUCUUUUUAAACCGUUUUCCAUUGCUUUCUGACCACUGUGAUCAGCAAGCACGUAACACCAGCCAGAUACUCGUACAAUCGCGUGCGUGAGAUUAACUUCCGUCAGCGCUGCUUUAUCGUGCACUCCACCUUCACCUCAAAUGGACCUUUUUUUUUGGAUGAACAACUUGGAUUUUAGGUCUUUUAGCUCCAGAUCCGCUAACUCUCCUACUGUCUGUAUUGCUAAUUCUUUGACGGUGGCAUUUGCCUCCGUACCGUUUGCAUAUCCAUAUUUGCACACUUUUUGUAUGUCGAUUUAACACCUUCACCUAAAAUGAAACCUUUAAAAAAAAAAGUUCCACCCGGGAGAAUCCGGUUAUUUCUGUAUAAAUGACGUCGGGUUUGCAGAAA
Spea bombifrons (plains spadefoot toad) is the source of this 1704-nucleotide messenger RNA. RefSeq names its product myotrophin (gene MTPN). Lineage: Eukaryota; Metazoa; Chordata; Amphibia; Anura; Pelobatidae. The record is from RefSeq and is a predicted model, not a curated record. The coding region runs from base 134 to 490 and encodes 118 amino acids. Gene Ontology annotation, biological process: regulation of barbed-end actin filament capping. Gene Ontology annotation, molecular function: protein binding. Gene Ontology annotation, cellular component: cytoplasm; nucleus. The transcript has 4 exons.